This is a messenger RNA of Eruca vesicaria subsp. sativa (arugula), 658 nucleotides long. The record is from the annotation of a GenBank genome assembly. NCBI's taxonomy places the organism in Eukaryota, Viridiplantae, Streptophyta, Magnoliopsida, Brassicales, Brassicaceae.
AUGGGAGCUGGGCGGAAGCUGAAGAGGCUUAGGAUUAAUCAGAGGUGGGCAGACAAGCAGUACAAAAAGUCUCACCAAGGCAAUGAGUGGAAGAAGCCUUUUGCUGGAUCUUCUCACGCUAAAGGAAUCGUCCUUGAGAAGAUUGGUAUUGAGGCUAAGCAGCCUAACUCUGCCAUUCGUAAAUGUGCUAGAGUUCAGUUGAUCAAGAACGGCAAAAAGAUUGCUGCUUUUGUGCCUAAUGAUGGUUGUUUGAACUACAUUGAAGAAAAUGACGAAGUGUUGAUUGCUGGGUUUGGGCGUAAAGGUCAUGCCGUCGGAGAUAUUCCCGGAGUUAGAUUCAAGGUGGUGAAGGUCUCUGGUGUCUCACUUUUGGCUCUUUUCAAGGAGAAGAAGGAGAAGCCUAGGUCUUAGAGACUCUACUGCUUCCCAGGCUUAUUUUGUUACUGGAUUUUGAUAUCUGAAGACAUUCCUUUGUUCUGCUUAAAGAUUUUUCUAUAAUCUGUUUGGAUUCAGUUUACAAUUUUAAAAGUAUUCUCUCUCUCUGCAUUAAAGCUGUCUCAUUUCCUCCGCUUUACCAGUCAAAACAGGUUUACAUAUGACUGUAAUAAUCUCACUUAGUCACUUGCAACUUCAGGGCAGUCCUAACUUUUUAGGGCUU